AUGUAUAUUGUUAAUGGUAGAAAAUCAUUUAUGAAAAGAGUGGAAAUUACAAUAAUUAUGGGGUAUCCGCCAUUGGGAAUAUACUCCAUUGAUCCUCUUUCAAUAAUUGAAUUAGAUAUAGAUCAAGGAAGCGGUCCAAUAAGUAUUAAAUUAAAAUUUAAAGAUUUAAAAAUUGUCGGAUUUAAAGAUGCUAAACUCAGUGAUAUUAAGUAUGAUAUAAAAAAUUAUAAAUAUUCAGCAACAGCUAAAGUUCCUAAGGUUGUAUUAAAAGGAAAUUAUGGUAUAAAUGGUAAAGUAUUAAUAUUACCAAUAACUGGUAAUGGAACUUGUGCUUUGAAUUUAGAUAACGUCGUUGCUAAAAUAAAUAUCAUUGGAAAAGAAUUUAAAAAAGAUGGAAAAAUUUUUAUGAGAGCCGAUCAAUUUGAUUUUAAAUUCGAUACGACAAAAUUAUCUAUGAAAUUUGACAAUUUAUUCAAUGGAGAUAAACAAUUAGGUGACAACAUGAACGUAUUUUUAAACGAGAAUUGGAAUGAAAUUUUAGCUGAACUCAAACCGUCAAUUCAAGAUGUUUUCGGUGCUGCUUUUGCUGAAAUUUCAAAUAGAAUAUUCACAAAAGUUCCUUACAGUGACAUAUUUCCAGAAUAA
This is a messenger RNA of Pediculus humanus corporis (human body louse), 645 nucleotides long. Its product is annotated as protein takeout precursor, putative. The record is from RefSeq and is a predicted model, not a curated record. Lineage: Eukaryota; Metazoa; Arthropoda; Insecta; Psocodea; Pediculidae. The transcript has 5 exons. Bases 1 to 645 code for a protein of 214 amino acids.